This is a messenger RNA of Aspergillus heteromorphus CBS 117.55, 890 nucleotides long. RefSeq lists its product as uncharacterized. The transcript has a single exon. Lineage: Eukaryota; Fungi; Ascomycota; Eurotiomycetes; Eurotiales; Aspergillaceae. The record is from RefSeq and is a predicted model, not a curated record. The coding region runs from base 109 to 690 and encodes 193 amino acids.
UACAAGUUGAGAAUUAUAGGUUAUGGUGAUUCGGGGAUUAACACCGGUUGUUGUGUUAUUCUGGGACUCAAUGCGAUCAUUGUUGUCGUGGGAGACACCACCACAACAAUGCGACCACCGUCCUCGAUUAUCUCCGUCGGCCAAAUUGACUCCUCGUUGAAAUUGAAGAGAUCACAGAGUAUUCCUAUUCCAAGGAAUACGCCACAUACGACACGGCGUUUCACCUACAAAUCGUCUGGUCACCAGUUUCGCGACUUCACCCGAAAUCUCCCACCAGAUACACCUCAAUCGACUCUGUACCACCUCCAUCUCCGCGGACCUCUCUACGGCAUCAAUAUCCAACCCAGCUUGGUCCCUACCCGAUCAGGGACGCCUUGUUCAUCUGGCGCAGCACUCGCCGAAGCGGAUCCGCAACAGCGCCAACUUCAGCUGCAACAUCGCGUCGUGGCCGACAUCACACAAUCCCAUUUCCACCCCAGACCAUCGCCUUGCGUUCUCUCCCACCACUAUCUAUCUAUAGCAAAAGCCCUGACCCCCACAAACACCGGUACGUGUAUACUCUCUUCACCGACACAGGUCAGCUGUCAACACACCCUCUGUCCGUCUAUAGGCUUCAUUCUCUCCCCACUGGACCUUUUACUUGAAACUCAAUUCUACCACUUGGACAUGAAAGCUGUCCUCUACAGCUGAAUCAACACCAGCCCGAUUGCCAUUCUUCUUUCAUGUUGUCUUUCGCAGCCAGCUGUGCACCCGAUGCUUCUCCAUUCCAAAUCAUCCGGAUUUCGGUUCUAAUUCUCACACCGCAACUCCCCUGCGUCUCCCUCAUGCCUCUCCGAGGAGAAAGACGCAAUUUAAUUUAACUCUCACAUUAGUGGACACCAGAAUCGUAG